Insectozyma verbasci is the source of this 2280-nucleotide messenger RNA. Lineage: Eukaryota; Fungi; Ascomycota; Pichiomycetes; Serinales; Debaryomycetaceae. The record is from the annotation of a GenBank genome assembly.
AUGAAUUAUAAUGAUUUAAAUUCAUUUAAUACAAUUACAUCUACAAAAAAUGGUACAUCAAAUUUAAGGUUUAAAAGGGAUAGACCUGAUAGUUUAUAUUUAGAACUAAUGGAUAAUAAUAAUAAUAAAAAUGAUGAUGAUAAUGAUAUUGAUAAUGAUAUUGAUAAUGAUAUUGAUAAUGAUAAUGAUAAUGAUAACGAUAAUGAUAACGAUAAUGAUAAUGAAUAUUUAAAUCCUGGCGAUUUGAAUUCACAGAAUUUCAACAAUUGCAUUUUAUCGACCCCACGGCAUGAUAAAUUGAAGAACCGAAACAAUUCCAGAGACCAAUUGAGUGAUAAAGAAAAUGACUAUAGUAAAGGUCAAUUAAGCAUUGGUAAGGAAAAUAACUAUAGUAAAGGUCAAUUAAGCAUUGGUAAAGAAAAUAUCAUCAGUGAUUCCUCACCUUUAUUUAACCGAGUUCCUUUUAAAAAUUUAUCAAAUUUACCAAAUUCAAUCAAGAAAAAUACUAAAAAUCUAACAAAAUCAAUGUCUGAAGCCGUUUCAAAACUGUCACAAAAUUUCUUUGCAAACUUACAUAUGGCAAAAUUUACCAGCUCACCAAGAGAAGAUAAUAAUAAAUCAAAAAAUAUUGAAGAAACAGAUGAUGAUGAUGAUGGUGAUGAUGAUGAAGAAUAUCAAGAAGAUACAUUUGAGACAAUAAAUUUUGGAUCACCAAUUCAAAGAAAAACAACAACAACAACAACAACAACAACAAAUGAUAAUGAAAUUCUCAAUUCUCAACCUACUAUAACUUCAUCACCACAAGGAUUAAAAAUUAGAAGAUUUCAUUCAAUGUGUCAAACAUCAAAAGAUUUUGAAAAUUUUACAUUAACUGAAGAUAAUUCAAUUUUAAAAAAUUCAACAAUUGAGACUUUCAAAGUUUCAAAUGAUUUAUUACCACGAAUUAAUGAAGACCAAUUAUACAAGAUUCUUUCCGGAAAUCAUAAUUCUGAAUUUGAUGAGUUUUUAAUUGUUGAUUGUAGAUUUGAUUAUGAAUUUGAAGGGGGACAUAUAAUUAAUGCAUUAAAUGUAUCAAGUAAAGAAAAACUAGAAGAUAUAUUCAUAAAUAACAAAUCUGAAUCAAAUAAGAAUCAGUUGAUUAUCUUCCAUUGUGAGUUUAGUAUACUUAGAUGUCCCAUAAUGGCUAAUCAUUUAAGAAAAAUGGAUCGCAAAUUAAAUUCUCAUGUUUAUCCAUAUUUAUCAUAUCCAGAUAUAGUUAUUCUAGAUGGUGGAUAUAAACAAUUUUAUAAUAAAUAUUCUAAAUUAUGUCAUCCUCAAAAUUAUAUAGAAAUGAAAGAUAUAAAUCAUAAGUUACAAUGUGAGAUAAAUAUGAAUAAAGUAAGAAGAUCUGAUAAAUUAUUAACAAGGGCAAAAUCAUUCAAUUUAAUGUCACAAUCUGAAGACGAAAUUAACCUACAUCAUCAUAGAUCAAAAUCAUAUUCUACAAAUGUGAAUGAAAGGGUUAUAAAACGACAAAAAUCAAAUCUGAAAGUUAUAGAUUCAACCACUAGAUUGACUAGAGCAAAUACAAUAUCAUUGGAUCAACCAUUUUUUACAACAAAAACAAACUCAAUUGAAUCUGAUGAAGAUUCAGAUCAUCAACACUUAACAAUUAGGAAACUUAAUAGAAAUAAUAGUGUGAAUAUUUUUCAACCUCCACUGACUUCAUUCAGGAACAAAAAAGUAUAUUCAUGUUCUUCCUCAUCGACAAUAUCAAUAAAUUCAAACACAUCAUCACUAAACUCAGAAGAAAGUAUAAAUAGAUACUCCACAAGCUCAACAGAAAGUUUAAAUGAUCCAUACAUGAUAUCCUCCCCACUAAAUGAAUCAAGCGAUUACUUCUCAAGAUCUUCCACAUCUGUAUUAAAACCAAGUUCAAAAAUGCCAAAGAGUAAUUUACCUACUCCACCUAAUUUACCUACACCAAAUUCAAGACCACCAAUAUAUCCACAAUUUCAAUUCCCAAAUAAGAAGUUAAAUAAUAAAUUGACGUUUUCUUCUCCAACUAUAAGUUCUCCAUUAACUACUCCCACAGCAACCACUUUUGGAGAAAGUACAAAUUCGAUUAUUGAUCCAAUAAAUGAUACCGAGGUUGAGUUUUCAGUGCCGGUUAAUGUUAAUUCUAAUAGAUAUUUGCAUAAACGAUCAAGUUCAUUGUCUAAUUCAUCUUCAUCCUUUGCUGGCGGAGGAUUUUAUAAUUUUGCUUCCUUGGAUAUAAGUGAAGAAAAUGAAGAAGAGUAA